Molecule: messenger RNA, 1242 nt
Organism: Carica papaya (papaya)
Lineage: Eukaryota; Viridiplantae; Streptophyta; Magnoliopsida; Brassicales; Caricaceae
Source: RefSeq, a predicted model, not a curated record
UUCAUAGUUUCAUUGGAUUAUCAUUCUGCAAAAAAUAAAAAAUCACACAAUUCCUUUUUCAUUCAGGAUUUUCUGUCUGAUUUACUUUUGUUGGUUGUGCCUUAUCAGGUUGAAGAAAAACUUCAAUGUAGCUAUCGCAAGGAGUGCAAGAUGCUGAAGAAUCUAGAUGAUAGAGGUGCAGAGUCAAUGGUUGAUGCAAUAUCAAGCAGAGUUCAAAAAUUAAGAGAUGACGAAUUGCAUUUCCAAUUGAUUGAAUUGAUUGAAGGAUUUAGGAGGAUGUGGGCGUUUCUAGCCAAGAUUCAUCAGAAGCAACUCCAAGCAAUUGCAGGGAUCAAAGUCUGUGUGCGCAUAGCAGGAGCUGACAUUCCACAUAGUUCAGGAAUAAAGGCUAUUCAGAGUCUGGAAAAAGAGAUUUUAAACUGGGUUACAUGCUUUAAUAAUUAUAUGAACUUCCAGAAAACCUUUGUGAAAAAUUUGAAUGAGUGGCUUUUCAGAUGCAUCCUCCAAGAACCAGAAGAAACCAGCGACGGAACUGCUCCUUUCUCUCCAAGCAGAAUGGGUGCUCCACACAUUUUCACCGUUUGCAAUGAUUGGUAUCAUGCUAUUGGAAGAGUUUCAGAAAGGGGAGUAUCUGAAGCAAUGCAGAAUUUCGCUUUGAGGCUGCACCACUUGCAGGAAAUGCAAGCUCAAGAAAUGCACCAAAGACACAAAUCAGAGUCACUUUCCAAGGAUUUUGCAAAGUAUAUGAAAAACCUUCUUGAGAAUGGUUUGACGCAUCAACAACAGGAUAUGUUGUUAAACAACAAUGUCGAUGUCUCAGGAUUUGCUAUUGAAUCUGGAGCUCUCCUUGCAGAUGAAGUCAGCGAAGAGACGAUUUCUAUGAUAAAGAGAUUGGAUGAACAGAAAGCAAGGCAUGAAGAAGCUGUUAAACAAGUCAAUGAUGCUGCUUCAGGUUGCCUACAAUGGUGCGUAGCCCCCAUUUUUGAGGCCUUAGAAAGCUUUUGUCUUCAGAACUUGAAUGCAUAUGAGCAGAUUAGAAUUCAAAACAAGGAUCAAAGCAUAUAGGAAACUGAAAAGAUUUUAUUUUAUUUUUCCUGCAGUUUUGAAUGUAUAAGUUAAGUGUUUUGCUGAAGCAUUUUCAGAUAGAAGAUUAAGAAAAUAUAGGAGGAUGAUUAAAAAAAUCCUUUGAAACAUGCCAUAGCUCUUGAGAUAAUGUGAGAAAAUCAUGGAUUUAUUUGGGUA